Molecule: messenger RNA, 972 nt
Organism: Thlaspi arvense
Lineage: Eukaryota; Viridiplantae; Streptophyta; Magnoliopsida; Brassicales; Brassicaceae
Source: the annotation of a GenBank genome assembly
AUGGGGGCAGUUCUGGAAACUGUUGCAAGAGUUAAGCCCAAGAAAAAUGACACUAAGGAGGACAAGUCAUUUCAACUACAUGAUGUUUUCAAUUUGGAAAGUGAGAAUCCAGGAGAAGAUAUGCCAACGUUGAUAGAUCGAAAGGAUAAUGUCUUUAUUAUCUCAAAUCCCAAGUCAAAGUAUCCUGUGCUGCAAUUAGAUUUAAGGUUGAUAUCAGAUCUUGUAGUUGUCAUUGUCUCUGCAACUUGUGGUGGCAUCGCAUUUGCUUGUGCUGGACAACCAGUCAUUACUGGAUAUUUGCUGGCAGGAUCUGUUAUUGGACCUGGGGGCUUUGGUUUUGUUAGCGAAAUGGUGCAAGUUGAAACGGUAGCUCAGUUUGGUGUUAUUUUUCUUCUUUUUGCUUUAGGAUUGGAGUUCUCUACGAACAAGAUUCGUGUUGUUCGAGCAGUUGCAGUUUGCGGAGGCUUGAUCCAAAUAUUGCUGUUUAUGUGCUUGUGUGGGAUAACAGCCUUUUUAUCUGGUGGUGAAGCUUCUGAAGGGGUAUUUGUUGGUGCAUUCUUGUCUAUGUCAUCCACAGCUCUUGACUGUGCUGUUGGUUUGCUGUUUGCGCUGCUCCCAGUUUUGGGUGGUACUGCUGGAAUUCUUCAAGGAGUUAUAUCUAUGACGAAAUUGAUGGUGGUUUUGAUUGCAUUUUUGGCCAUUUUGUCAAUAGCAUCUCGUACUUGUGUACCUUGGUUUCUGCAACUGAUGAUUAGGCUAUCUUCACGGACCAAUGAACUUUAUCAAUUGGCAGCAGUGGCUUUUUGCUUACUAGUUGCGUGGUGUAGUGAUAAGCUGGGUCUAAGCCAAGAACUAGGGUCCUUUGCCGCUGGAGUGAUGAUAUCAUCAACUGAGCUUGCUCAACGUACACUAGAACAAGAGGGGCAUAACCCUAGGAGCUCAUGGAAGUAUGUGAAUGAAGAUAUGGUUUAG